Molecule: messenger RNA, 947 nt
Organism: Portunus trituberculatus (swimming crab)
Lineage: Eukaryota; Metazoa; Arthropoda; Malacostraca; Decapoda; Portunidae
Product: cuticle protein 7-like
Exons: 2
Coding region: 39-500 (153 amino acids)
Cellular component (GO): extracellular matrix
Source: RefSeq, a predicted model, not a curated record
ACAGACAGUAUUGGCGGCCGUGUGUGGUAUUGGUGGCGAUGAUGGAUGUGAGAGGAGCACGCCUGUCCUCCUAUCCUUCCUUCGCAGCGCCUCCCUCCUACUCCAGGCCCUCCGCGACGCACCAGACGGACUACCCCACUAUCCCCCCUAAGUACACCUAUGACUACGGCGUGACUGACCAUUAUUCCGGGGCCAAUUUCGGCCACACGGAAAGUCGCGAGGGGUACAAGACCGAAGGCAGGUACACCGUGGACCUCCCGGACGGCCGCAAGCAGAUCGUUACCUACGUGGACAAGGGCGACGGUCUGGAGGCUGAGGUGGUCUACGAAGGAGAGGCCAAGUACCCUGUAUACAAGCCUGAGCCCAGUUAUAAGGUUGCUCCAGUGUACAAGCCUGCCCCUGUGUACAAGCCUGCCCCAGUGUACAAGCCAGCACCAGUCUACAAGCCAGCUCCAGUCUACAAGCCUGUCUAUUCAAAGCCAUCUGUGUAUUAUACUUAAGAUAGUCACAAUUUCUUCCAUCUGUCAGCCAGUGUACUGUUGGGAAAACGUAACCUGAGGGAUGAAUGAAUCCUUUUACUUGAUAAUCAAAAUACUUCAUCCGUUUUCCGUUCAUUAUUUUUCGUGCAUUUUUGGUAUAAACUUAGAGUGUUCCCAAUGGUACACUCCAUCAUAUGCACCGCCGUGCCCCGCUGUGUCCCACCCAAGCCACGCCUCAGCACUGCCUCCCGCCGCCCUGCUUCAUCCCCUCCAUGCUGGUGGUUGCCUUAAAGAUAUUCAUUAGGUCGUAGUGAUGUCAUACUUCUCAGGAAACUUGAAGAUUCACGUGAGCCACUCUAGAUUUAGUUAAAAUGUUUAUGUUUUGUCUUGUUUUUCUCAUCUCAUCCACAAACUCAAGCUAUGGUGUCCGUCUGCCAGGUUACGUAAUAAAUUUUACUAAGUAGUUCA